Pantherophis guttatus is the source of this 1027-nucleotide messenger RNA. Its product is annotated as SLAM family member 6-like. Gene Ontology annotation, cellular component: membrane; external side of plasma membrane. Gene Ontology annotation, biological process: T cell activation. The record is from RefSeq and is a predicted model, not a curated record. Lineage: Eukaryota; Metazoa; Chordata; Lepidosauria; Squamata; Colubridae.
GUGGGAGCCACCAGUGGCAGGGACCACGUCUUUGCCUUGCUUGAAUCCAGGCAGGAAAAUUCCUGGCAUGCAACCCCAGAAUGUUUUCUGGGUGACACUCCUACUUUUUUACUUCCAAGCCGAAACCUCACCCGUGCAACUGAAUGGCGUUCUGGGGAAUUCCAUCACUUUCCAGAUCAAUGAAUCAAAACCAUUUGCAACCAUUUCCUGGUUCAGGAUUGAGAAAAAUAGCAAAUUCAGUACCCUUGCCCUGGUGGCCCCCAAGAAGCCCUGCAAACUUCUCAUCCCCCUCCAGGCAUUUAAGGAGCGGGUCAGCUCCACCAAGGACUGCCGGAAUCUGCAUCUCAGCCAUCUAAACCAAGAGGACAUGAACAGAUAUACGGCAAACAUCGCUUUAACAACUUCAGAAAAAAUCAACGAGCACUUUGACCUGAAAGUUUACAAACAUUUGCAGAGUGAGGACCUGUCCAUCAACUGCACAAUCAAUAGGGGUCAGACAAAAUCAUUGCAGUUGAACUGCUCUGUGGAGCGAUGGAAUGACAAGCUGGAUGUGCAAUGGGAUGUGGCAGAGGGGAUCAUCUCUCGGGUCACCCAUGAGAAUUUGCUUACCAUCAAUUACACCAGCAGACAAAUCUUUGACCAGGAGGUCAGCUGCAAGGUAGAAAACCCCGUUAGCAAGGUAUCCAAAACCAUGACGCUCAAAGAAGCAUGUUCAAAGCAUAAGAGAUACGUGAGCAAAAAGACUGUGGUGGCCAGAUUCAUUGUUGCAGGUCUUUCUAUGUUUUCUGGCAUCGUUGUUGCGUUCACUGUAUGGCUGAUCCCAUGCCACUCCAGGCGUCCGUGGUUUCCAUGCACCACUUUUGCCAGGACUGCCGAAGAAGCCCAGAUGGACCCAGAAAACCCUCUUCCUCCGCCACCACAGCCACCUGGAUGAGAGAGAUGAGCCCAAAGAACUGUGAGGAGGGGGCUUCCCAUGUGGACAAAGUAAUAAACAUUCACAUAGAUUCUUCCAAGGAUCCCCACCUCC